Messenger RNA from Miniopterus natalensis, 4826 nucleotides. The record is from RefSeq and is a predicted model, not a curated record. Lineage: Eukaryota; Metazoa; Chordata; Mammalia; Chiroptera; Miniopteridae.
AUGGACGGGGGCAAGGGACCCAGACUCAGAGACUUCCUGGGUGGGAGCCUGGCCACCUGGGCGCUGGGACUGGCUGGGCUGGUGGGAGAGGCGGAGGAGCCAGAGGGGGAAGAGGAGGAGGGAGAGGGGCCCCUCUGUUCCGAGAAGAGGUUCUUGCGACUCAGCGACGGGGCCCUGCUCCUCCGGGUGCUGGGCAUCAUUGCUCCUAGUUCCCGAGGGGGCCUACGGAUAAUCAGGGGCCAUGACAGCCCCGCAGCCCGUCGGGUGCGGAACCUGAACCUCCUGUGGGGCCGACUGAGGGACUUCUACCAGGAGGAGCUGCAGCUGCUGAUCCUGUCACCACCCCCUGACCUCCAGACACUGGGGUUUGACCCCUUCUCAGAGGAGGCCAUGGAGGAGCUGGAAGGCAUCCUUCGGCUGUUGCUGGGAGCAUCGGUGCAGUGUGAGCACCGGGAACUCUUCAUCCGGCACAUCCAGGGCCUCAGCCUGGAGGUCCAGAGUGAGCUGGCUGCUGCCAUCCAGGAGGUGACCCAGCCUGGGGCGGGCAUAGUGCUGGCACUGGCUGGGCCGGAGCUUGGGGAGCUGACACCUCCAGAGCUGGAGAUGCUGUCCCGGACCCUGAGGGGGACAUUACUGAGACUGGCACGGGAGCGUGAUAUGGGGGCCCAGCGGCUGGCUGAACUGCUGCUGGAGCGAGAACCAGCCCCUCUGUUGCCGGAGGCUCCUGCUAGGACUCCCCUGGAGGGCCCCUCCAACCACCUGGCCCUGCAGCUGGCCAACACCAAGGCCCAGUUGCGGCGCCUGCGCCAGGAGCUGGAGGAGAAGGCCGAGCUGCUGCUAGACUCCCAGGAGGAGGUGCAGGGCCUAGAGGCGGAAAUUCGAAGGCUCCGCCAGGAGGCCCAGGCGCUGUCGGGACAGGCCAAGCGGGCCGAGCUGUACCGAGAGGAGGCGGAGGCGCUGAGGGGAGAGGUGGGGCCUAGAGAGCCCCAUGGGUGUGGGGGUCAGGUGGGGAGGAGAGGAGCAUCCAACCACUGGCUCUCUGACCCUCCUUCCCCCAAGGAGGAGCGGGCGCUCUCUGGGACUCUGGAGGCCUCGAAGGCCCUGCUGGAGGAGCAGCUGGAGGCCGCUCAAGAGCGUUGUGCUCGGCUGCAUGAGACCCAGCGCGAGAACCUGCUUCUGCGGACCCGGCUGGGCGAGGCUCACGCGGAGCUAGACUCUCUGCGGCAUCAGGUGGACCAGCUGGCAGAGGAGAACGUGGAGCUGGAGCUGGAGCUUCAGCGGAGCCUGGAGCCACUCCCGGGCUCUCCUGGGGAGGCACCCCUGCCAGGAGCGGCCCCCUCGAUACAUGAUGAAGUGAGGGAGGCAGAGGCGAGGCGGCUACAGAGCCUGGAGCGGGAGAAUCAGGAGCUUCAAGCCCUGCUACAGGUGUUACAGGGGCAGCCAGGUGGCCAGCUCCCCCUGCUGGAGGAGCAGAGUGAGGACUCUGUGGUUCCAGAGCUGGCUGCAGCUCCCCAGACUCGCCUGACCUCAGACCAUGGCCCCCAGGGCUUGGUUGGCCAAACCCGUGAUGAAGACCCCCAGGUCUUGGACUUGGCUUCCCCAGCAUCAGAAUCCACCCUGGAGGGGUUAGUUGAGUGUCCCCAGACAUCUGAGUCAGACCCUCAAGUGAUGGAAAGGCCCCUUCAGACGGCUCCCAUGGCCCCCCAGACCUCGGACUUGAUGCCCCAAGAGUCAGAUCCUGCUGUAGAGACACAGGAGUCCCUGAAGAAGGCUGGCCAUGGAGCCCCUCUCCAGAACUCUGCCUCUGUGGCCCCACCUCAGGGUCCUGAGAUCAAAAUUCAGGCCCAGCUAUUGUUGGGAGGAGAGACUGGGGAGUCAGUGCCCAAGGCCCAGGGCCUAAGACAGGAGGUCCCUGAGAGCAAGCCCGGACCCACAAAACCCAGCCUCUAUGUGCAGUUGGAGGAGCAGGAGUCCCCAGGCAAGAGGCUGGACCUACCCAAGGAACAAAUGGAGGCCAGAAAGCAGGAACUGAGGCUGGAGGGGAUGAUCAGGGACCCAGCCCAGAAGCCGGAAAUGGCUCCUGAGGCCCAGGCAUUGGAGGGAUCAAUCCCAGGGGACAUCUUGACCAGUGGUUACCCAGAGCAGGAGGCUCUCAGAGAGGAGGUGGCUCUGCUGAGGAGAGAGGCUGAAGCCCUUCGAGCUGAGCUGGAGGUCCAGGCUUGGAGGCUGGAGGCCCGAGGAGCGGAGGCUGCUCGCCUGUAUGAGGAGCUGGCUCAGGCUCGGAGGGCAGAGGCUGAGGCCCACCGGGAGGCAGAGGCCCAGGUCCAGGAGCAGGCCCGACUGCGGGAGGCCGUGGAGGCAGCCAGGCAGGAGCUGGAGGCUGCAUCGCGGGAGCGGGAGGCACUGGCAGAGGCACUGGCGGCAACAGGCCGAGAGCGAAGGCAGUGGGAGCGCGAGGGACCCAGGCUCCGGGCCCGGGCUGAGGCCGCAGAGGAGCGGCUGCAAGUACUGGAGAGCGAGAGCCGCCAGCACGUAGAGGAGGCCGAGAGGGAGCGACGGGAGAGGCAGGCCCUCAAAGAGGAGCUAGAGAAGGCUGUGGUGCGGGGCCAGGAGCUGGGGGCCCGGCUGGAGCGUCUACAGAAUGAGUUGGAGCAGGCGACUCUGGAGCGCCAGGAAUUUCUGCGGGAGCAAGAGUUUCAGCACCAGAGGUACCAGAGCCUGGAGCAGCGGAUGACAACUGAGCUGCAGGCUAUGGCCACCAGCAAGGAGGAGGCGCUGAUGAAGCUCAAGACAAGGGCCCUGCAGCUAGAAGAGGAGCUGUUACAGCUGCGCCAGGGCCCUGUGGGGCUGGAGCCCAAGGAGCACACUGAGCCCAAGAUCAUGGAGGCCCAGGACGGGCGGCUCAUUGAGGUGGAGCGCAGUAAUGCAACACUGGUGGCUGAGAAGGCAGCUCUGCAAGGGCAGCUGCAGCUCUUGGAGGGGCAGCUGGGAAGCCUGCAGGGGCGUGCCCAGGAGCUGCUGCUGCAGAGUCAGCAGGCACAGGAGCACAGCAGUCGCCUGCAGGCCGAUAAGUCUGUGCUGGAGAUGCAGGGCCAGGAGCUGCACAGGAAGCUGGGGGUGUUGGAGGAGGAGGUGCGGGCAGCGCGUAGGUCCCAGGAGGAAACCCGCGGGCAGCAGCAGGCCCUGCUGCGGGACCAUGAGGCCCUGGCCCAGCUACAGCGGCGGCAGGAGGCUGAGCUAGAGGGGCUGCUGGCCCGGCACCGAGACCUCAAGGCCAACAUGCGGUCACUGGAGCUUGCCCACCGAGAGCUGCAGGGCCGGCACGAGCAGCUGCAGGCCCAGAAGGCCAACGUGGAGGCGCAGGAGUUGGCUCUCCUGGCAGAGCGUGAGCGCCUGAUGCAAGAUGGACAUCGGCAGCGGGACCUGGAGGAGGAGCUGCGGAGGCUACAGAGCGAGCACGACAGGGCUCAGAAGCUGCUGGCAGAGGUGUCCCGGGAGCGGGGUGAGCUGCAGGGUGAACGUGGGGAGCUGCGGGGCCGGCUGGCGCGACUGGAGCUGGAGCGGGCACAGCUGGAGAUGCAGAGCCAGCAGCUGCGCGAGUCCAACCAGCAGCUGGACCUGAGUGCCUGCCGGCUGACCACGCAGUGCGAGCUCUUGACAGAGCUGCGGAGCGCCCAGGAAGAGGAGAACCGGCAGCUGCUGGCCGAGGUGCAGGCCCUGAGCCGGGAGAACCGGGAGCUCCUGGAGCGCAGCCUCGAGAGCCGGGACCACCUGCACCGCGAGCAGCGAGAGUACCUGGACCAGCUCAACGCCCUGCGCCGUGAGAAGCAGAAGCUGGUGGAGAAGAUCAUGGACCAGUAUCGCGUGCUGGAGCCUGGGCCCCUGCCCCGGACCAAGAAGGGCAGCUGGCUGGCAGACAAGGUGAAGAGGCUGAUGCGACCCCGGCGGGAGGGGGGCCUCCAUGGGGGGCCACGCCUGUGGGCCGUUGGGGCUGGCAGCACCGAGAGCCUGGGGGGCCCCCCAGAGAUGGAGCUCUCCGAGGGCAGGGAGGCGGAUGGGACAGGGUCCCCUUCACCGGCACCCAUGCGCCGGGCCCAGAGCUCCCUCUCCCUGCGGGAUGAGACUCUGGCGGGCAGGCAGCGGCGGAAACUCAGCUCCAGAUUCCCAGUGGGGCGAAGCUCGGAGUCAUUCAGCCCCGGGGACACCCCCCGGCAGCGAUUCCGACAGCGCCGUCCGGGCCCCCUGGGUGCACCCAGCUCCCAUGGCAAAGGCCCUGGCGUGGGAUGGGACGGCUCCGUUGAGACCCUGGCGGAACAUGAAGCAGACACCAGCCACGAGGGCCUCGAGGUGCAGGAACCGGAGAAACAUCCUCUCUCCCCUUCCCUCAGCCAGUGACACCGCAAGGACUGGGAGUUUGGCAGUGCAGUCUUCUCGCCGCUGGAGUCCUAGUGGGGGCCCCAGGCAGCCCAAGAAUUUGGGGAGCCAGAGCCUCCGGGGCAGGUCCUUGGACAAGGAGGCCUGGGCCCCUGGGUCCUCCAUGGCCGGCACGGGGGCCCUGAGAUGGAGUAGGGAUAAGCAUGUGAGCAGGGGGGAUAGCGGGCCCCCACGAGCAGCUCCUUCCCAGGGCUCUGGCUUUGCCAUGCGGCCUUCGCUGAGGAGGAGGUUUCUGGGGGACCCCCCAGAUGAAGGAAGCAGGCGGGAGUGGACAAGAGAGCCCCCUACCCGAUCUAGGCGGGAGCUAAGGACCGUUGUCCAGGGACCUUGACCUGGGCCUAUGUCUGAGCCUUAGCUGGACAUGAGAAUAAAGCUGGGAAGUAAUCGCUUGA